This is a messenger RNA of Podospora bellae-mahoneyi, 3967 nucleotides long. RefSeq lists its product as uncharacterized. The record is from RefSeq and is a predicted model, not a curated record. The transcript has 7 exons. Bases 2733 to 3263 code for a protein of 176 amino acids. Gene Ontology annotation, molecular function: RNA binding. NCBI's taxonomy places the organism in Eukaryota, Fungi, Ascomycota, Sordariomycetes, Sordariales, Podosporaceae.
GUCCGGGCAUCUUUAUCUUGACGUACCAGCACACCCACACACGGCGGCGGCUUGUCGAGACCCGUGCAGACUAUAUAUGCGCUUACAACAGUCAGGAGUUGCAAUGUGUUUCAAUCGACAUGGGCUGAUCCUCGCAACCUGGGUUCGGUUUUGCCCAUUACCCCAUGCAAGAAGCUAUGAUGCCGCUGCCCCGCGAUGGAAGCUCUCGGGUGAGAGCUUGGGGGCUUGGGAGCUUGGGUCAACUGCUUUGACCUGGAUGGCACCUCGUGGUCAAUAGAAUGAUCGACACACAGGAUGGACCAAGCUACGGUACUGUUCACCCGCUAUUGACAUACAUCCUAUAGCAGCGCUUGAGGCGGUCGCAUCAUGGCUUCAAUGCCCAGCAAGAGGUGCCAUUGCCAAGCCUGGACCAGCGGAACAUUCGAUACGCAUCAGAUAUCUCCUUCGCUCCGAGACUACACACAUACACAGAGGUCAGGAAGGGUAUGAGGACCGGCCGUCGAGCCCUCUGCGUUAUGCUCGCCUUUACUGUGGGAGUUGGAGAGGCCCUGUUAUUGUCCAGGUGCCUUGCUUCGCGGCAGUCGACUGACCCGUUUACCCGAUUUGCUGUGGUGUGAUUACUUUGGCCUCUGCAAGUCAAGAUCGACUGGAGGGAUAAAAUUUCGGGAAGCUGGAUCGCCCGCAAACUAUCUUCUUGUCAGGUGGUAGCCGCCGCAAAAGGCACGUGGGCACAAGAGCGCGGUCGUCGUGAAGCUUGAGCAACUCAUCUGAAGGCGGCCAUCGAGGGGUCGACAAAGGGUUUCAUGUCAUGUUGAGGUUGCACUCCGAUCGAAAUGCUGUGAAGUUUCGCAUCUUGAUGGGUCAUUCAACCAUGUUUCAUACUGAUAUCCACUUUCCUUCUCUGGACGGCUCGUUGCACCCUAGCCGAUCCUAGCUCUGGGAGUCUCUAUUGGGACUUGAGUGCUGUGCACAGAAGAUGGGGACAUGCAUAUGGAGUUGUAUCGAAUGCAUCACGAUGGCCCUGAAAAUUUGUUUUCGGAGGUGACCGGUUUGGCCCCCUUCUCCAGGAGAACUUCAGGAACACUUCGCUCACCACAGAGGAGCGGGUCUGGGGACAGGCCGAGGGAAAAAGCGAGCGCCAAACGGUUUUUAGGUACUAGGCGCACGCUACACCAAACGCAGCACGGGUUUUGUGUGUUUCCAGGGCUGUUUCUUGCCAUGGAUUCCUGUUCCACAGGACCACGAUCCAAAUCACAGGGGUUUCCGGAUAUGUUUCCAGCACCCGUUUGCUGCCUCUGGCGUUGUUCAUGGGAAACUGGGGCCUUAACGUGAAGGUCCAUAUUCUGCUUCCACUCGGGCAACCAAAAAUGAGUGGGAGGGAGAUGCAUAAUACAGUCGCAUAUUUGCUAAUGCCGGCAAAAUCAACACCAAUGCCUUCGUCGACACAUCCACGGGCAGCUAGGACGAGGUCAGGCUUGCGAUAUCACCAUCGGAGAAAACCUGGACCACGAGUUAGAAACAACCUUUCUGGGCACAUCAUCUCUGGGCAAGGCAAGAUACCUAGACCCCAGCGAGCAGGAAUAGCCAGGGGUGACGAAACCAAGGCAGUUUCCCUUCAUAGUACAGAAAACCAAGGCCAGGGUCUGUAUUGAGCUAGUAGCUGCAAAACUGCCAGGGGUCAUCAUCAGUGGCAGUGAGGUGGGGUUUAACAGUCCCUGAUCUGAAAGACGUUGAUCAAGGAUCUCACGAAUGUCCUCUGACCAAUCCUAGCCUUGAACUCCCUGGACUCAUGAGUAGCUACGGGGAGCCAGGGCGUAUUCGUAUGGAGUGUUUGGAUCUUUAUACAGAUCUUCUGUGGCAAACGACACAUGUUACACUACUCCUCCAUGCCACAGGCACCCGUAGCGAACGCUGUCCUGGGGUUGCGGUCCCUUUGGUAUGUUUGAUGCUUGUCUGGGAACAUAACCAUGCUCUCAUGGUUAUGCCUAGCAGGACAUCAACCGGGGCAGCAGAAGCAAGGUACUGCACGGGAGCGACCGACGUCGGCUCACGACAAAGGCCCUGUCUCAUGGACCAAAAUGCGGCCAAGGCAGAAGCGGUAUUCGGGCCCUUCCCCAGGAAUAGGUAGCCCGCUGUACUGGCAUAUAAGACGGGUAGCAUCAAGUGCCUGCCAGCGGCUCUGGUCCUUCAUCCCCCCGAGUGCCCAUCUCUCUCCCACCAACCAACCGGCACCACAGAACAUCUUUGGAGAACCCUUGACCCAUACCACAUAACAUAGCUUCGCUAACACCCCACCGUUCCCUGAGCCACUGGUCGCCCCUUCCCCUUACCAUCCUCCCAGUCUCGCUUGAGGAACCAAAGGCUUGAUUUUAUCGAAAAACAGACUGCUUUGUCCGGCUGAAAUCAUCGAGCCACUCGACUCUCGACUCUCACCUCCGACACCUGGCCGGUUAAGAAGGGCAGUCACCCAGUCUCGGAGCGUUUCUUUUCUCACCCACACUGUUCAGAGGCAAACAGCAGCACCCAUCAACCCAGUGCUACUUAGCCCUUGGCCCCCCGCUCUUUUCUUCCAAGCAACCUUCGACUUUCUCUUCCUCAUCAAGAGUCGCAUUUGCUCCGACAACGGGAGACUCGACUUGAUCUGAAAGAGCACUAGUGUCUACUAUACACUAGUUAGAUCGAAAGAAACUUUCCCUUCCAGUGCAGCCGACGCAAACAAGAAAUCCGACAGCAUGUCCAAGUUGUUUAUUGGCGGCCUCGCAUGGCACACCGAGGAGGCUACUCUGAGGCAAAAGUUUGAGGAGUUUGGCGUGGUGGAAGAAGCAGUUGUUGUCAAAGAUCGCGACACUGGCCGUAGUAGAGGCUUCGGUUUCGUCAGAUACACCAACCCAGACGACGCCCAGAAAGCCAUCUCUGCGAUGAACAACAUUGAAUUCGACGGCCGUCAGAUCCGUGUCGACAAGGCCUCGGACACUGGUCCCAGAGGCGGCGGACGAGGAGGUCCUCCUGGCUUCGGCCGUGGUGGAUACGGAGCCGUCCAGAUGGGAGGUUCUCCGAUGCCCAUGGCAUACGGCGCCCCGCAACCGUACGGAAUGCCACCCAACGUCUACGUCCAGCCUUACGGACGCGGAUACUCCCAGGCCGUCCCGGCAGGCUACGCUGCCCCUCCCCAAACCUGGCAACAGCCAUACGGAUACCCUGAUCCCUCCCAGCAAGGCCAGCCGCGCCAGCAGCCGCAGCCUAACCCAGGUCAAGGAUACUAGGAAUUUCGUCAACCAGACCACCGUGGUUCUCUUCCUCCUAACAGCUUCUUCUAGAAGAAAUGACUUUGAGAACCGAUACCCAAAACAACACACGACCCGUUCGAGUUUUCUGUACGAUCAGGGCUUUUUGCUGCUCUUUGAGAACCACCACAUAUACCCCGCUCGAUCCCUUUUCCGAUACGUUUUUUUUGUCUUUCUCAUGUUAUGAUCGACAGUUCUUCGGUUUAGUCGGACGGCUACCUAGACAACAGCAACUGGGCUUUGUUGGCUCCGUCUCCCCGUCCAAUUAUUAUUUGUCAGCCCAGAAGCAAAACAGGGAUUUUACCACCCAUUUACCUGUGGCAUAUGUGGUGGUGGUGGCUUCUGAGAAAUUUCUGGGCGUGUUUCUGUUUUAAUUUUUUGUCUUGUUUGCUUAGUCUUUAAUGCAUUUCUUCUGCCCGUUUUGUGAUAUGUCCUGUUUGGUUUGUUUCUUCUUUCUCAAAAGUAGGGAUAUCAUGUGUGUGUGUAUUAUACUAUUGUUGUGUGUGUGUGUGUGUGUGUGGGACUAAGGCUGACGACGAAACGGCUGUGGGAAUUGGGUUGAGCAUUGGGGGGAUGCAGAUAAAGGGUGUGUUAUGAAUCAAGGGGGGAAUGGGUUAUGUCAUGGGCUUCCCUUUUGUUCAACAAUGCCGCGGUUGUUUCUUGUCUCAUGUGCGACAUGAGAA